Penicillium hordei is the source of this 903-nucleotide messenger RNA. RefSeq lists its product as uncharacterized. The record is from RefSeq and is a predicted model, not a curated record. The transcript has a single exon. The coding region runs from base 1 to 903 and encodes 300 amino acids. NCBI's taxonomy places the organism in Eukaryota, Fungi, Ascomycota, Eurotiomycetes, Eurotiales, Aspergillaceae.
AUGGCGGAUGAAACCAACCUCUCUUCUUCUUCUGGCGAGGACUCAGCCUCUGAGAUAGCCACCAACCCUGGCCCUGGCGCAGCCAAUAUCCCCCAGACUGCCCAUAACCCGUUUGGUUCUGGUAUGGCUAGCAGUACCCAGGUUGUCAACAACCCGUUCGGUUCUGGCACCAUCCAGACCAUCGUCACCCCAUUGGGCUCUGGCCUGAACAACCCUUUCGGUCCUGGCGCGGGUACCAUCCCCCAGGCCGUCAACAACCCGUUCCGUUCUGGUUUGGCCAAUUCCACCCAGACCGUCACCUACCCUUUCGGUCAAGGCACGGGUAUCAACCCCCAGGCCAUCAACAACCCUUUCGGUUCUGGAGUGAGCAGCACCACCCAGACCGCCGCCAACCCUUUCCGUCCUGGCUGGGCUAAUCCCCGCCAGACCAAUAAUCCUUUUGCUUCUGGCCUGACCAAUGGCACCCAGAGCAACAACCCUUUUGUCUCUGGCUGGGGCAUGUCCUCCCAGAUCAACAAUCCUUUCGGUGCUGGUGUGGGCAAUGCAGCCCAGAACACCUACAGCCCUUUCCGUGCCGUCGCCACCGUUGACGCCCCGUUGACCCCCAAUGGGGGAUUGACCAACGGACAUGGCCACGGCCACGAAUGGAGGGCUCCCCGCCCAACCGACUUCAACCCCCUCUACCACCCACCUGACGAUGAGGCCGACGGGGAGGACGAGGAGGAGAAUGAUGAGGAUGAUGAUGAGGAGGAGAAAGAGGAAGAGGAGGAGGAAGCCCCCAAUGGGGUCAUCUCGGCCCUGGAAGCCGCAUUGGACGCCAUCCUGGCGGAGGGUAACGAGGAGGAGGAUUGUGCUGACGACUCCAGCGACGGCGAUGAGGACGCCUACCUGGACGAGGCGUAG